Molecule: messenger RNA, 1352 nt
Organism: Neoarius graeffei (lesser salmon catfish)
Lineage: Eukaryota; Metazoa; Chordata; Actinopteri; Siluriformes; Ariidae
Gene: suv39h1a
Product: SUV39H1 histone lysine methyltransferase a
Cellular component (GO): nucleus
Molecular function (GO): histone H3K9 methyltransferase activity; protein binding; zinc ion binding
Source: RefSeq, a predicted model, not a curated record
AUGGCGCGGUAUUUAAAAGACUUCAGUGUGUCUUGCAAAUACUCGUGGGAUGAGUUACAGGCUCUUGGUCGGAGACAGAAAUGAGUGUGCAAGCGGCUGGCUGUGACUGAGAACGACUUCAGUGACUGUGUGAUAGAUUACCUGUGUAAUUAUAGAGAAAUUGAGAGUCAGGAGUUUUUCCUGGUAAAAGGGAAAGAUUACUCUGAGUCAGAGAACACAUGAGAACCACACAAAAUUCUCUAAUGCCCCGGACUCCUCCAGCAGGACAUGCGUUUAGCAUUACUUCAUGCUAAUAUACCUCUGGACUUGAGCUCACUGGAUGCCUCUGCAGUUUCCUUCAUCUUCCAGAGGGCCAAGCAGCAUAUGAAACUGCAGCUCGAGGAGGAAGAACUGAACUGAGUCUGUCAGCACAAGGGUAUCAGGAACGACGUGGACCUGGACGGCCCUCCCAAAGCAGUCAUGUACAUCAGCGGCUAUAAGGUUGGGGGAAGGGUGCAGCUCAAUGAAGCAGCAGUAGGACGUGAAUGUACAGACUGUAUUAAAGCGCCUGUAGACGGCCGCUGUGCUGGAGUAUCAGAUAACCCUAUAGCAUAUAAUGACAGCAUGCAGGUGAAAAUCAGGCCCGGUAUGCCCAUCUAUGAGUGUAACUCACUGUGCCAAUGCGGGAUAGACUGCAAAAACGGAGUGGUGCAGAGGGGCAUUCAGUAUGACUUGUGCAUUUUUAAAACGGCUAAUGGAAGAGGCUGGGGUGUGUGCACACUCGAGAAAAUUCCCAAGAAUUCUUUCGUCAUUGAGUACCUUGGGGACGUCCUCACUGCAGAGGAAGCUGAGAGAAGGGGACAGAUGUAUGAUCAGCAGGGCGUCAUCUACCUGUUUGACCUGGAUUAUGUGGCUGAUGUGUUUACUGUGGAUGCUGCCCACUAUGGAAAUAUUCCACACUUUGUCAACCACAGUUGCGACCCGAACUUGCAGGCGUAUAACAUUUUCAUCGACAACUUGGACGAACGGCUUCCUAGGAUCUCUUUCUUUGCGAUAAGAGCAGGAGAGGAGCUCACUUUCGACUACAAAAAGACAAUUGAUGAGGUAGAUGCAGAAAGCACCAAAAUGGACACAAAUUUCAGCCUCGCAGGAAUGCUGGACAAGCCUAUCAGUCGGAUCCACAUGGAGUGCAAGUAUGAAGUACAGAACUGCAGGAAAUACCUGUUUUAGGCCUGCCUGCAAAAACUAUUUGUCCACCUUCUUUUCAUGUUUUCCUCUCUACAAAUACCUCUGGUGUAGUUUUUUUUUUUAUUUACGUAAUAGUUACCUUUAAGAUAAACUACAUGCACUUUUUCAGUGAUGGUGAUAGUAGU